UGGAGGCCGCGGCCGCCUCCCAACGCCCAUCUGCCGGCUUCUCUGGCUCCAUCAAUUCGGAGGAGCGGCGGCGACCUCGGCCUCCAGUGUCCCCGGCGGAGUGUAGCGCAGCCGCCGCCGCCGCCGCCGCGAUGGUGCUUCUGGGUUUCCUGCAGGCGGGAGGGUCCGUGCUGGAGCAGGCGAUGGAGCAGGUGACUGGCGGCGACCUGCUCUCCACGCAGCUGCUGGUCGCCUGCGCCUUCACGCUCAGCCCUGUCUACCUGUUCCGCCUCGCUGUCGGCCACGUGGUCCCGCUGCCCCCGGGGGCGAAAAGUCCACCAUACAUUUUCUCCCCAAUUCCAUUCCUUGGGCAUGCCAUAGCAUUUGGGAAAAGCCCAACUGAAUUCCUAGAAAACGCAUAUGAGAAGUAUGGACCUGUAUUUAGUUUUACCAUGGUGGGCAAGACAUUUACUUACCUUCUGGGGAGUGAUGCUGCCGCACUGCUUUUUAAUAGUAAAAAUGAAGACCUGAAUGCAGAAGAUGUCUACAGUUGCCUCACAACACCUGUGUUUGGAAAGGGAGUUGCAUACGAUGUGCCUAAUGCGGUUUUCUUGGAACAGAAGAAAAUGUUAAAAAGUGGCCUUAACAUAGCCCACUUUAAACAGUAUGUUUCAAUAAUUGAAAAAGAAACAAAGGAAUAUUUCCAAAGUUGGGGAGAAAGUGGAGAAAAAAAUGUGUUUGAAGCUCUUUCUGAGCUUAUAAUUUUAACCGCUAGCCAUUGUUUGCAUGGAAAGGAAAUCAGAAGUCAACUCAAUGAGAAGGUGGCCCAGCUGUAUGCAGAUCUGGAUGGAGGUUUUAGCCAUGCGGCCUGGCUCCUGCCAGGAUGGCUACCGCUGCCUAGUUUCAGACGCAGGGACAGAGCUCACUGAGAGAUAAAGAAUAUUUUCUACAAGGCAAUCCAGAAACGCAGGCAGUCAACAGAAAAAAUUGAUGACAUUCUCCAAACUUUACUAGAUUCUACAUACAAGGAUGGGCGGCCUUUGACAGAUGACGAAGUCGCAGGCAUGCUUAUCGGGCUGCUCUUGGCUGGACAGCAUACAUCCUCAACUACCAGUGCCUGGAUGGGCUUCUUUUUAGCCAGAGACAAAACACUUCAAGAAAACUGUUACUUAGAACAGAAAACCGUCUGUGGAGAGAAUCUGCCUCCCUUAACUUAUGACCAGCUCAAGGACUUAAGUUUGCUUGACCGCUGCAUAAAAGAAACAUUAAGACUUAGACCUCCCAUCAUGACUAUGAUGAGAAUGGCCAAAACUCCUCAGACUGUGGCAGGGUAUACCAUUCCUCCAGGACAUCAGGUGUGUGUUUCUCCCACUGUUAAUCAUAGACUGAAAGACUCAUGGAUAGAGCGUCUGGACUUUAAUCCUGAUCGCUACUUACAAGAUAAGCCAGCAUCAGGAGAGAAGUUUGCCUAUGUACCAUUUGGAGAUGGGCGUCAUCGUUGUAUUGGGGAAAAUUUUGCUUAUGUUCAAAUUAAGACAAUUUGGUCUACUAUGCUCCGUUUAUAUGAAUUUGAUCUCAUUGAUGGAUAUUUCCCCACUGUGAAUUAUACAACCAUGAUUCACACCCCUGAAAACCCAGUAAUCCGUUAUAAACGAAGAUCAAAAUGAAAAAGACUGCAAGGAACUAACA
Perognathus longimembris pacificus (Pacific pocket mouse) is the source of this 1668-nucleotide messenger RNA. RefSeq names its product lanosterol 14-alpha demethylase-like. Gene Ontology annotation, molecular function: iron ion binding; oxidoreductase activity, acting on paired donors, with incorporation or reduction of molecular oxygen; heme binding. The record is from RefSeq and is a predicted model, not a curated record. Lineage: Eukaryota; Metazoa; Chordata; Mammalia; Rodentia; Heteromyidae.